GCCUCACCAUGUCCAAGAUGCCGGCCAAGAAGAAGAGCUGCUUCCAGAUCACCAGUGUCACCACGGCCCAGGUGGCCACUAGCAUCACCGAGGACACCGAAAGCCUGGACGACCCGGAUGAGUCACGCACAGAGGACGUUUCUUCCGAGAUAUUCGACGUUUCUCGGGCCACGGAUUACGGCCCCGAGGAGGUCUGCGAGCGCAGCUCCUCUGAAGAGACGCUCAACAAUGUUGGGGAUGCGGAGACUCCCGGGACCGUCUCCCCCAACCUCCUCCUGGACGGACAGCUGGCGGCCGCAACAGCCGCUCCGGCCAACGGAGGAGGAGCCGUUUCGGCCCGGAGCGUGGCCGGGGUGCUGCCCAGCACCGUGUCGCCGGCCGCCACCUCAGUCCCCUCCUCAGGGGCCCCCGGCGCUCCCCCGGUCACGGGCCCGUCCGCCACACCAGGAACUGCCGCCUCAUCACAACCCCCCACCACUUGUAGUUCGCGUUUUCGCGUGAUCAAGCUGGACCACGGCAGCGGGGAGCCUUACAGACGCGGCCGAUGGACGUGCAUGGAAUACUAUGAGCGGGAUUCCGAUAGCAGCGUCCUGACCCGGUCCGGGGAUUGCAUUAGGCACAGCAAUACUUUUGACCAGACUGCGGAGCGGGACAGCGGCCUGGGCGCCACCGGAGGGUCGGUGGUGGUGGUAGUGGCCUCCAUGCCGGGCGCGCACGGGCCCGACUCGGGAACUGACAGCUCCUUGACUGCUGUGUCACAGCUACCCCCGUCGGAGAAAAUGAGCCAACCCGCCCCGGCCCCGCCGCAGAGUUUUGGCGUUGGGCAGCCGCAGCCGCCGCCUCCGCCCGUAGGUGGGGCUGUGGCUCCAAGCUCGGCUUCGUUGCCGCUGUUCCCGGGAGCCGCGGCCGGGCCGCCGCAGAGGUUGGCAGCCCCGCCGCCCAGCCAGGCCCAGGGCGCCGGGCCCCCGGGACCCAACGGACAGGGCCUGCCGCUGACGAAUGUAACCCUGGCGCAGCCCGGCCUGGCCAUGGGCGCUGCCACCGCGCCCCCGCCCCAGCAGUUCGCGUAUCCUCAGCCUCCGAUGCCGCCGGGCCAUCUGCUGCCCGUCCCGCCCGCAGGCCAGAGUGAGUACCUGCAGCCGCACGUGGCCGGCCUGCAGCCGCCCAGCCCUGCGCAGCCCUCUUCCGCGGGCACCGGCCAGAACGCCGCCUCUGCUGGCGCGCAGAUGAUGGGCGCCCCCUCCUUGUCCGGAGAAGCGGUGGCCCCUGGGCCGGGCCCCGCGCCCGCAGGACCGGCCGCGCCGGGUCAGCCGGCCGGAGUGCCCCCGGCUGCAGUGGGAGGCACGGCGCCGUCGGGCCUGGUUCCCGCUGGGGUCGGGCAGCCGCAGGCCGCGCCUCCGCCGCAGAUUGGUGGCAGCGGCGCGCCGUCGGUCGUGCCCGGCGGCCCUCUCGCCGUGGUGCCCGGAGUUGCCAACGUGCCUGCAGCCGCGCCCGCUCCCAGCGUGCCUGGUGUGUCGACCACUUCUGUUACUAUGCCAAAUGUCCCCGCGCCCCUGGGCCAGGCGCCGCAGCUCUGCAACCAGCCUCCGGUCAGCAGGAGCGGCAGCAGCGUCCAGCACGUGGGGCUGCCCUUAGCGCCCGGCACAGCCGGUGCCCCGACCAGUCUACCGCAGUCUGACCUGAGCCAGUUUCAGACUCAGACCCAGCCUUUAGUCGGGCAAGUUGACGAUACUAGAAGAAAAUCAGAACCCCUACCUCAACCACCACUUUCUCUCAUUGCUGAAAAUAAGCCUGUUGUGAAGCCUCCUGUUGCAGAUGCCCUGGCAAACCCCCUUCAGUUAACACCUAUGAACAGUCUCGCCACCUCUGUAUUCAGCAUAGCUAUUCCUGUUGAUGGUGAUGAAGACAGGAAUCCUUCAACUGCUUUCUACCAAGCGUUCCAUUUGAACACGGUUCAGGAAUCAAAGAACCUCUGGGAUAGUGCAUCUGGGGGAGGUGGUGUAGCCAUUGACAACAAAAUAGAACAAGCAAUGGAUCUGGUGAAAAGCCAUUUGAUGUAUGCAGUAAGAGAAGAAGUGGAAGUUCUAAAGGAACAAAUAAAAGAAUUAGUUGAAAGAAACUCUUUACUUGAACGAGAAAAUGCACUGUUAAAAUCUCUUUCAAACAAUGAUCAGCUAUCCCAGCUCCCAGCGCAACAGGCCAAUCCUGGCAGUACUUCGCAGCCGCAAGCAGUGAUGGCGCAGCCUCCGCAGCCAGCACAGCCUCCGCAGCAGCCGAAUGUCUCCUCCGCAUAAAGCUUCUCGCCUCAUUAAGAAAAACUGAAAGCAAUCUACCCUUGUGUGCCACUGGUGUUCUUUCCACUUUAUACGACAGCAAGUAGCCAUGCUUCGGUUGUGUGUUUGGCCCUUUCAGUAUUAGACAAUCAUUCUGCAGGAGCUUUCCUCUCUGAGAUGUCACGCGGCGCUGUUGGUGUCCAGUUCUGGCAUCAGUGCACAGGAGAGUGACGGGUGGUGUGCAUUAGAGCGGGCAGUUUGCGCUUUACCUGGUGCGCGCGAGUGGGGUCGUUCAGAGCUCUGGCGGCUCUCCCGUGUUUCCUGUCACCCAUGGAUUUACCCUGAGCCUUCCUCUCACUUUAUAAAUAACAGUUCAUCUAAAGAGCCACUUUUCUUUCAAUAUCAGUAACAUUUGCCUACAUAAGUUUUCAUUUAUUUGUGUUUUAUUUAUUACAGGGCUGCUAUUUUCAUAAUGUACAUGAACAAUGUCACAGAACUUUUUUAAUUUUUUUGAAUAAUUAUAAGUAUCAGUAAAGGAAUUGAAAGACAGGAUUGCAUUUAAUAGAUAAAACGUUUAGGCAAUAAUUGAACAAAAGAAUCCUGGCAUAUUUCUAACACUAAUGGCAAUUUACCUUCGGUAUUUAUUUUCAGUAGUAAAGACCCAGCUUGAAUGUAAAUUUUGUAUAGUGUAAGUAUGAAGACAUAGUGCAACUGUACAGGUAGUCACCAGUUAUUGUGAUAUAAUAAAUAAUUGGGCUAUUUUGAUGAAGAAAACUUUGUUCAUUUGUUUCUACUUUCUAAUAGAGAAAUUGCCACGAUUCCUCUGCUUUUUGACAUUUCGUAUGACUUUUUUCGGGUGGGAAUAAAAAGCUGUGAAAUUGUUCAACCUACUUUGUAACCAAAGAAGCAAAGCUGUGUAAUGGAGUUUUGUUUUUGUUUUUGUUUUUUUUUUUUUAUAAUGCACAUUCUUUAUGUAUUUUUAUUUAGUGUUUUCUCGGUCACAAUUUUCUUUUGCUGUCUAGCAUGAUCUGCAUGACCUAUAAUCUUUGAACCACUUUCGUACCUCAUGUUUUUAUCCAGCACUCUUAUUGUAAUAUGUACUAGUCUGUGAACAAUGUCAAAUAAAAAAGAACGAACAGGUAGUGUGGUGGAGCUGAGCUAGUGUAUUAUACACUAGUUGUAAAAAUAAAAAUGAAGUGAGCCAUCUUUUGUUCAUUUAAAAUGGUGUUUUGAAUUUCGUAUGCAGAAAACGUUUUGUUACAUUGCAGAUUUUAAUGUAUUUAAUAAAUGCAACAUGCAGAUUAAGUGCAGUGUAUACUGAGUAUUUAAAUUAAAAUGUACAUUUCAUAAAUACAGUUUCAAGAGAAAGCAUCAUUUUGUGUAUACUAACACAUUAAGUGUAUGUCAGAAAUUGAUGUAUAAAUAUAUAUUUUAACACAUUUUCUGAAAUUAAACUGCAGUUUUGUUGAAAUAUUUGGCUCUAUAUGUGUUCAAAAUUUAAUUUGAUUAGAUUUGUAUUUUCACAGUUCCAAAUAUUCCUUCAAUGAAAACCUGUUACUAAUGACUUAAGGAUGGUUCUUAAAUCUUCAAGGUAAAAUAAUUUAGAGAAUGCAAGAACAGUGAGCAAUAUUUGUACUCGAUAUUCAUAUGUCAAUGACAUUUAAAUAGGAAAUCCUUGUCUACCAAAACUUUUACUUGAAUUCAGAAAGGUGCCUGUAGAAAUUAACAUGCUCUAUAUCUAUAGCCAACUAGCUAAUCAGGAGUUAUUGAGAAUCGAUAAUUAGCUCUCUGCAUUAAAAGAAGAUAAAUGUUCUUUAUUUAAAAUAAAAACUUAAGCCACAAACUAAAUUCAUAAAAUCAGAUUCAUAAAAUAACUUCCAAUUGUUUUAUAUUCUAGUUACGCUGCAGGAUAUAUUCACUAAAAAUAGAAUUUUAAUGUUAAUAGAAAUAACUAAAGGAACUUAAGUGCUUAGGCUUGAAGAAGCAACCUGAAGAUACGGAGUAAGUUGCUAAGUGGAGUUGUACCAGAUGAGCUAGAAAGUGAAACUUCCGUGUUGGAAUGUUUACCAAAAGGCUCGCGGGUGUGCCCCUGAAGAGCGAACAGUAUAUUUAAUACAGGGGGAGAAAAACUAGUAUUAGAAAAGGUUGGGAUUUUUGUGAAAAUAUCAAUUUUGGUGUUGGGAGUAGAAAAACAGUAUAAUUCCUAAGUAAUAGUCACGAAAUGAUUACUAUGUUUAAAAUGAUAAUUAAAAGCAAUUAUUACUAUUACAUUUUUUAAAAAUCAGUAGAAUACAUGAAUAGUUCGCAGAAGAAAUAAAUGGCAGUUUCUAAGGGUUCAACCUCUAGUAAUCUAAGAAAUACAAAUUACUAGUUAACAAAAUUAUUUGUCUUUAAAUAGCAGGACCUAAUGUAGAAAGGCAAGCUUCCUGUGAACGUCUAAAAAGUAAGUUGGCAAAAAUGUACUGCACCUUAAAUAUUAACAAACUUUUCAAUUUAAUGACAUGAGAAGUUAACUAAUGGUGCCAUGCUCAAAAAAUGCAAAACUAUAGUAGUGCCUGUGGUUUCCCCCCAACUCCCCAGCCUCCCCUUUGGACCUGUGAAAGGAAGCCUGUUCAUCCACGCCUACUCUCGUGAGUCCCCUGCUCCAGAGUCAGGGACAACAACUUAGGCUGCAAAAGCUAUAUGCGUGUCUGCGUUAGGUAGACUGUAUUUUAAAACAACAUCAAGCAUUCCUCUGGUUGAUUCAACCUUUAAAUUUCAGUUUUACCUCUGAUAUUUAGGGUCUCCAGCUACACACAUAGCUGGAACAUUAAUUUACUAAGAUGCCAGUUUAGGAGCACAGUCUUUGUAUGAAUGCCAUCUGUAAUUUUCUCAGUGAAAUGUUCGUAGGCCAGGGUACCACGAAAGUUUUGUUUAUUUACUUUAGCCAACUGCAAAAUCAUAGGACAUUUUGUUUCUGAUAUGGCAAUGUGUACAAACUUUAUUGCCCUCCUCCAAAAAAAUUAGCUACAAUGUGAUUUUAUAGCUUGCUCUACCACCCACCCCCCACAAAAAGGGGUUGUGAGAUGGUUAUUUUAACUCAUAAUUUUUUUGUCCAAAAAAAGCUGGAUAUUGCCAAUUCUAUUUCCAGUGUUCUGAACUAAGCAUAGUAUAAAGACAGGAAUGCUUUAUCAUCAAGCCCUCAAUGAUGGAUAAUUAAAACAUUAUUCUGUCAUGGGUCAGAGAUGAGGGUAUUUCUCCAAGUUUCAAACACUAGUCACUUCUGGACCUUUAAAAAAAAAAAAAAUGGAAGGGGGAAAAGGGGUGCAAUGUACUUAGAAUUAUAGUUACCAAAAUAUCAAUUCAUGAAAAUUCUUCCUUGUAGAACCAGAAUUAAAAUAUCACUGAAUUUUUUGGAAGCACAUUUUUAAGAUGGUCUUUUUCUUCGGGAAGUUAUAAGCUCAGUGGCAGGCACUUUGUGAUGUGACUCAAUUCUCUUUAAUAAUCUUUUGAAAAGGACAAAGCCCACCCCUCAACAUUCAGAGUUUUGUUAAGGAUAUAGAUAAACCAAGAGAUACAGUGGCAAUAAUAAAGAUCUGUUAUGCACCAUCAAGGAUGGCUUUGUUAGGGAAGACUUCCUCAAAAGAGGUGACACCCGAGUCUUGAAGGUCACAAAAGUAAAACAGUGCUCAAAGGAGAGUAUAAGCAAGGCUUGGGUAGCUACAGAACUGUUGCUUCCUAGGAGGCAGGCAGGCAAUGACUGCCUCACUCACUCGGGUAGUCUGGCAUCAGUUAGUAAAGCAGGAAUGAUUUAGUGAAUUUAAGCAAUGGGAUUGUAAUCAGUUUCAUUUCAGGAAAAUUAAUCAUUCCAGCAGUACAUAAGAGGUCGGGGGCCAAAACUAGAAGCUGACAGAUAAUUUAGGAAGGACAAGAGUAUUACGUGAAAGAAAUGAUGGAUAGGCAAAAUUACAUAGGCAGUCUCCUGAGAUUCAUGAAGAAGGUUGGUCAUGAGUCUGUCUGUAUCAUCUUUGCCUCCAUGAUGAACAUUCCACUUCCAGCCUCAGGUGCCUCUUGCUCCAAGGAAAGAUGAGAGAGAACUCUUAAGUCUUAGAAAGUUUGUGUAAGACUUUUGCUUCCAUAUAUCUCUAUGAAAUGAAAGUCUUUGUUUCCUGUUUAAGGAAUUUCAAGAAUUUAAGUAAAGGGUAGAAGGACUAGAUGAACCUUGGCUGUCUUUUAACGCCUGUGUGUAAAUCUAGUCCUAAAGGUAAGCCAAAUUUAGCCCUUUUAUAGUGACUAGGGGUUAGAGUGGCCCAGAAGGAUGCAUUCAAGGUCUGUCCCUCAGAGCUCUCUCUUCCUCCCCAGAAAGGAUAAUGUGGGUUCUACCUCCAUUGCAGACGGUUGACAACCCAAAUCAGAAGGGGUUCUGCUAGGCUGUAGCCGUUCAUUCUUUGACAGAGUUCAGUUCAGGUUCCUUUCUGCCCUAUGAGCCCCUGCCUAAGCAAAACUGGACAUUUUCUUCCACCUCCUCCUGGCUAGUAAUCCAUGUUUCUAUAUUCUAGCAUUACUAAUAGUUUAUUACUUAGAGAUGUAUAUUUGCAUCCUAUUUUUUCCCUUUUUGACUUUCCAGAGUGCAGUCUGGUUUCCUUUAUUUCUCUUAGCAGGGCACAGAAUUUUUAUGGUAAGAUCAGCUCUUUAUAAGCGUGUAUUCCUUUCAUCAGAGAGGUUCUUGUAAAAGUGCUUCUUAAUGAUUUCCUUAGUAGUCUACAAUUGGACUGACAUGUUGUGUUCACAAGUAAAAAUGCUAAGGGGGGCACUAUACAAAGAAAGUUAAAGGUCUUAGAUGUCCUUUUUGUUUUUAACAGAAUCAUCAAAAAUAAAGACAGCCUCUCAGGAUUGAUAAUGGUAAAGUAAGAAGCUGCUGUUUUGCACCAACACAGUCUACUUGGCUCAUAGAAGUUCAGCAUUCUUGGAUGGUGUGAGUUAGCUUUAUUUUUUUUUUUCCUCAUCAGGGAAACUGAUAGAUUAAAUAGUUUGGGGAAUUUUCCCAAGGUCUAAUGUCUUUAAGUUGAGCUAUUAAACAGAGCAUUGAAGUUUAUGAACUAAGGCAUUACCCAUGAGAGCCAAAGUUACUCCUCUGAAAGAAGGAAAAGCCGUGCUAACUUGGAUCAUAAAAAUAACUGAAUUUUAAAAUAUAGCAAAUGUAACACUUUUGCUUUCCCAUAAAAAGUUGAAUUUACCUUUUUAAUUCGUUCUUUUGCAUGCCUGAUAGAUUUCUGUAUAACAACCAUGAAGUAUGCUUGCCCACUGCAAUCCAGAAUGUUUUCCAGACCUCAGUCCUUGCUGUCGUUCAGCAGGCAAGCAGUGACCUAUAGGUAGAUCGCACCUGAGGCAGUCCAGGAACAGCCAGGGGACGUUUUCUCACACUUGGUUGUGAACUGUCAGGUCAGUGUCUAAUUCUAGUGUUCCUACUUUAAGAAAACAAUAAAAAUUCACAAAAUACAUGUAAUUGAAUCAGGUGGCAGAUGGACAGAAAAAAAUAAAUAUGCAUAACUUUGUUAUGCCCCUAAAUUUUUUUUUUUUUUUUGAGAAAUGUUUUGUUUUUUUAUUUUAUAGGAACACUGUUGAAAUGCAAUUCAGUUCUAGUUCAAGUCAGGCACUGCCUGCAACCUGAAGGGAACGUUUGGGGG
Molecule: messenger RNA, 7939 nt
Organism: Odocoileus virginianus texanus
Lineage: Eukaryota; Metazoa; Chordata; Mammalia; Artiodactyla; Cervidae
Source: RefSeq, a predicted model, not a curated record